CUCCAUUUCUUCGGCUUUUCAGAAAAGCAUAAUAUUUUUCAUUCCCUGUUCGGAGAUUUUCUUUUUCCAUUGAUUUCAUUAAAAAGUUUCAAGGUUGAAUAUCUUCCCUCCGUCAUCGAAAAGAAGGCUGUCUUUAGGCAACAAAAGUCUGAUUUCCCGGCAAUUUUCUCGACUCACUGAUCGGUUUUUAAUGGAGACACCUUGUUCAUCUACAAGAAGAGUCACCAGGUCACAGACUUUGGCUGCUUUAAACAACAGUAUCUCUGUAGCCAAAGAAUCUGAGAAGAAGAGUGUGCUGCAAACAAGAAAUGGAAAGGAGAAACAAGAAGAAAGGUCUGCCCUUAUUGAUAUAACGAAUGAUUCUCCUAUUGUUGGGCUUGCAAUGGGGACACCAUCGUCAAAUACAUCUAAGCAAUGGAGACCCAAGAUAAUGAUGAUGAUGACUCCUGGUUCUGGUGAGGCAUUACUAAGGGGUCAGGUCAAGACUCUGUUCCAAAAAGACGAAGAAUCGGAGAAGAAGAGUGUGUUAAAAACAAGAAAUGAAAAGCAGCAGCAACAGGAAAGGCCUGCCCUUAUCGAUGUAAGGAACGAUUCGCCUAUCAUCGGGCUUGCCAUGGGGACACCAUUGUCUGAAACAUCUAAGCAAUGGAGAGCCGAUAAAAUGAUGAAGAUGAUGACUCCUGGUUCUGGUGAGGCAUUACUAAGGAGUCAAGUCAAGACACUGUUGCAAAAGGUUGAAGAAGAAGAACCUGAGGUUUCGAAUGUUCCGUCAGAGAGCUGUCAUUUCCUUCGUGGUCAAAGCUGUGUGGUUUCUCCAAUGGGACUUGUAGCUCCUACUCCUGCAAAUACACCACAAAUUGAAGGCUCAAUAGUGAUGGCUCUUCCUGUUGUUGAAGAAAAUUUGAGGAUUUCUGAGGUGGUGAGUAGCAUCUUUGAUGGAGUUUGUGUUGAAUCAGAGAAAAGUGAGAUAACAAGGUCUUUGCUGGUGGAGUUUUCCGAGAAAUCGGAAACCUCGGAGGAUUCAUCAGAAUGUUGUUACUCUGUGUUGACCGAUGAAUGCAGUGCAAGUAAAGAGAAGGUAUCAUCAUCAUCAUCCAUUGAUGAUGAUAAUUCAUCUGUUUGGUCAAUCCAAGUAAAUGCAAGCACCCAUGAUGAAGAUGAGGAAACAACUAUUGAAGAAAUGGGAGAUGAUUACCAUGAAGAUGCAGAAGAAAUGGGUGAUGAUGACGAUGGAUUGGUUGAUGAGCUUUGUGAAGGUUUAAGCAAGAUGAGCAUGGAAGAGAUGUUUCAAGGAAAACACACUAGACUUAUAUACAACAGUGAUGAAGAAAUUGAAGAAGAGUGUGCAGAGAUUAAGGCGGAUUCAUCCGAUAUCAUUCGACUCAAGGGAUUGCCAACACCGAAAGGAAAGCACCUGCGGUUUCCUCUAGAUGAUUGAUAACUAUCUCGGUUUAUAGGUGGGGAUGUUGGGAUUCAUUUUGUUGUCAUCUCAAUUUGUUUGUUCUUUCUGGAAAAAGAACAGAUCACGAACGAAGUGAUUGAAUAAAUAAAAAUUGAUGCAACGCAAAAAUUCCUCGGAAA
Molecule: messenger RNA, 1581 nt
Organism: Gossypium arboreum
Lineage: Eukaryota; Viridiplantae; Streptophyta; Magnoliopsida; Malvales; Malvaceae
Exons: 3
Coding region: 191-1438 (415 amino acids)
Source: RefSeq, a predicted model, not a curated record